AUGAAGGAAGGAGGACGAACAGCUUGUGGUGUCAGUCAGGCAAUGCCAAGGACCUGUUCAGUAGACUCUAGGUUUUUCUCACAUAUUUCAUGCCCGGUGCUCAUGAUAUAUAAUGACAUCAAAUGCGUAAUGUCCUUAACUUCUCCUUGCACAUGGUUUGAGCACGUGUCCAUGCUGGUGAUCCUGCUUAACUGUGUGACGCUGGGGAUGUUUCAGCCCUGCGAGGAUGUUACCUGCCAGUCAGAGUGGUGCCGCAUCCUCCAGGUGUUGGACGACUGCAUCUUUGCUUUCUUCGCGGUGGAGAUGGUCAUCAAGAUGGUGGCCCUGGGAAUAUUUAGCGCAAAUAGUUACCUCGGUGACAAGUGGAACCAGCUUGACUUUGUCAUUGUCAUGGCGGGGGUGAUGGAGUAUUCCCUGGAUGGGCACAAUGCCAGUCUGUCAGCCAUCCGUACUGUACGGGUCCUCAGGCCAUUGCGGGCUAUCAACAGAGUACCAAGUAUGAGGAUCUUGGUGACGCUGCUCUUGGACACCUUGCCCAUGCUGGGAAACGUCCUACUCCUCUGCUUCUUUGUCUUUUUCAUCUUUGGCAUCGUGGGAGUCCAGCUGUGGGCGGGACUGCUGCGGAACCGCUGCUUCCUGAGAGAGGACAUAAGAACAAUUUACAAUCUUUCCAUAAAUCCCUACUACCUGAGUGAGGAAGGUGAAGACACCCCGUUCAUCUGCUCGGCUCCUCGUGAGAACGGGAUGCGGCGCUGCCAUGAAGUGCCGCCCUCCUCCGAGGAUGGCGUGGACUGCCUAUUGGCUGCGCCACCCCAGAGCUCCGCUCUCAUUGGCUCACUCCCUGCGGCGGGUGCUGCCAGCGUUAACGGCUGUGUUAACUGGAACCAGUACUACAACGUCUGCCAUCCGGGGGAGUUCAACCCCCACAAGGGAGCUGUCAACUUUGACAACAUUGGCUACGCUUGGAUAGCCAUAUUCCAGGUCAUCACAUUGGAGGGAUGGGUAGACAUCAUGUACUAUGUUAUGGAUGCUCACUCCUUCUACAAUUUUAUAUAUUUUAUACUGCUCAUUAUUGUGGGUUCUUUCUUCAUGAUCAACUUGUGCCUCGUGGUCAUCGCCACCCAAUUCUCUGAGACAAAGCAGAGGGAGAACGCCCUGAUGAGGGAGCAGCGUGCUCGCUACAUGUCCAAUGACUCCACCCUUGCGAGUUACAGCGAACCGGGCUCGUGUUAUGAGGAGAUGCUCCGUUACAUCAGCCACCUUUACCGCAAGCUGACUCGCAGGCUGCAGAGGGUGUACUACGGGUGGCACAGUAAACGACGUAAAAAGGUGAACCCCAAUGGUAGCGGGGGGGGCAGCAUCAGUGGUGGAAAUGGGCAUGGCCAGGGUUCCAGCAGAGGUUCGGGACCGGGCAGCGCGCUCUGGCUGAGGCCAAUCCACAACCUCCUCCAGCACCACCAGCACCAGCACUGUCGCCUGAGCAACGGCGGGCUGCACACCAUCAGCGUGGUGACCGCUCAGCACGCGGACAGAGAAGGACGUGUCGGAGGAGGGGAGGAGCUGGAGAUGAAGUCGCUCCCCGUUCGCAGAGGAAGCGCGAACGGCGAUAAUCCAGCGGCUGAACGGGGGCAUGAACUAUCCGACCAUCCUGCCGUCCUUCUAAGACGCCCCCCCCCCCACUCAAAGCAGUGCGGGCCGAGUCCGGAGCAGCAUCCGCCAAACCACCCGGCCUCUGAACACACAGAGACACUCAACAAGCUUUACCAGCUGAUGGGGCAGCACAAACCAACACCCAAACAACCGCCAGGAAGAGACCCUCAGCUAACUUCUGACCAUCUCAAUCCAUUUGUGUGUCCAGGUCGCCAAAGGCUGCUGUUCCAGCUGGCGGGCGUGGUGCCCAGCCCUCUGCUUCUGGAGCUGCUCAGCUGCCCUCUGUGUGCCCGCAGCCUUGAGACCCUGGAACUGGAACUAGGAGACCUGGAGGGAGGCAAAGGCGGCGACUCUGACGGAUUACACGACUUUCCUCCGGGGGGCGAUCUCAGAGGAGGAAGGGGUCGGUUCAGACGGCGAAGAGCAGCGGAGUACAGAAAUGGAGCUGUUCAAGCUUGGAUCAACUUUAGGGAUAAACUGAAGAGGAUUGUGGAAAGUAAAUACUUCAACCGAGGGAUUAUGAUUGCCAUCCUUGUGAAUACUCUCAGCAUGGGGAUAGAGUACCAUGAACAGCCUGAAGAACUGACCGACGUGUUAGAGAUCAGCAACAUCGUUUUCACCAGUAUGUUCGUCCUGGAGAUGGGCUUCAUGCUGCUGGCUUUUGGCCUGUUUGGUUACAUCAGAAACCCGUACAACAUAUUCGAUAGCAUUAUAGUUAUCAUCAGCGUGUGGGAGAUAAUCGGCCAAGCGGAUGGUGGACUGUCAGUCCUGCGAACAUUUCGUCUGCUGAGGGUGCUGAAGCUCGUUCGCUUCCUGCCUGCCCUGAGGAGACAGCUGGUGGUGUUGAUGAAGACCAUGGACAAUGUGGCCACCUUCUGCAUGCUGCUGAUGCUUUUCAUCUUCACUUUCAGCAUACUGGGCAUGCACCUGUUCGGGUGUAAAUUCAGUCUACGGAUGGAGAAUGGAGACACCAUCCCUGACCGCAAGAACUUUGACACUCUGCUCUGGGCCAUCGUCACUGUAUUCCAGAUUCUUACCCAGGAGGACUGGAAUGUGGUGUUGUAUAAUGGCAUGGCUUCUACGUCUCCAUGGGCGGCUCUCUACUUUGUUGCUCUCAUGACAUUUGGCAACUAUGUCCUCUUCAACUUAUUAGUUGCAAUUUUGGUGGAGGGCUUCCAGGCUGAGGGUGAUGCCAAUCGCUCAGAGUCAGAUGACGAAAAGAAAUCGGACAACUUUGAAGAGGACGAAAAGGUAGAGCAGCUCAGAGACACCGAACUUAAGAUGUACUCUCUGAUGAUGACAGCAAAUGGUCACAUUGACCCUCGUGGGGCUAUGGCUCCGCCCAUUAUCAUGCACACCGCCGCCACACCAAUGCCCACUCCCAAGAGCUCCCUGGGACCCGAGUCCGUCCUGGGGGAAGAACUCUUUUACAGCGAGGGUAUCCCACAAUAUGGGGACGUCGGACUGGGUUUUUCCGAGGCAGGAAUUAGUCACGUGGAGUCCCGUCGAGGAAGCUCAACAUCUAUGGACCCGUCAGCUUAUGACCAGCGUUCUUUAAGCCUCUCAAGUCCCGGGCGGCGCUCCCCUCUUCCCCCGCGUGGAUCUGGAAGCUCGUGGGGAAGCCGCCGUUCCAGCUGGAACAGCCUGGGAAGAGCGCCCAGCCUCAAAAGGCGAGACACCAGUGGAGAGAGAGAGAGCCUGCUGUCUGGGGAAGGGGGAGAAGAGGACGACGGCCCCGUCGAACGGGGAGAGGCUGGGAUAAAUAACAGACUGAAACCGGGGUCCUUGGAGCUGCUGCAGGCGUCUACUCUCUGCCCUUCCAUAAUAGGAGAGUAUAGCGACUGCAAUGGGAGAACCAUGACUUACGACCCAAAUGUGAUCUCUGAACCCAGAGGCGACUUCUCGCCUGAGGAUGACAUAGACGAUGACAGUAAUUUCUGCUACUGGAUCAAAGGAGAGCUCCAAAACAUGAAGCCCCGCUGGUGCAAAGAGCAUGAAGAUUGGACGCUCUACUUGUUUUCUCCAGAGAACCCAAUCCGUGUGUGGUGCCAAAGUGUCAUCUCCCACAAGUUGUUCGACCAUGUGGUUCUGGUUUUCAUCUUCCUGAACUGCAUCACUAUUGCUUUGGAGAGACCUGAUAUAGACCAUAAAAGCAAGGAGAGACUGUUUCUGACAGUCUCCAACUAUAUUUUCACUGUGAUUUUCCUGGCAGAAAUGGCUAUCAAGGUUGUUGCUCUUGGCUUCUGCUUUGGGAAGCAGAGCUACCUCCAGUCUAGCUGGAACAUUCUGGAUGGAUUAUUGGUGUUUGUGUCUCUUGUCGACAUUCUGGUCUAUCUGGCAUACACCGGUGGAAACAGGAUCCUGGGCAUUCUCAGAGUCCUCCGUCUUUUACGAACACUUCGCCCGCUCAGGGUGAUAAGUCGAGCCCCAGGAUUAAAGCUGGUUGUGGAGACACUCAUCACCUCUCUUAGACCUAUUGGGAACAUUGUCCUGAUCUGCUGCGCCUUCUUCAUUGUCUUUGGCAUUCUGGGGGUCCAGCUGUUCAAAGGGAAGUUCUACCACUGUGAAGGCCUGGACACAAGAAACAUCACAAAUAAGUCAGACUGUCUGCAGGCCAACUAUCGCUGGAUACGACGAAAGUACAACUUUGACAACCUGAUUCAGGCUCUGAUGUCUUUGUUUGUACUGUCAUGUAAGGAUGGAUGGGUCAACAUCAUGUAUGAUGGACUUGAUGCAGUGGGAGUGGACCAACAGCCCACAAGAAACCACAACCCUUGGAUGCUACUCUACUUCAUCUCCUUCCUGCUCAUCGUCAGCUUCUUCGUUCUAAACAUGUUCGUUGGCGUGGUGGUGGAGAACUUCCACAAGUGCCGACAAGACCAGGAAGAGGAAGAGGCCCGUUUGCGGGAAGAGAAGAGGCUGAAAAUGAUAGAAAAAAAGCGCAGGAGUAAGGAGAAUGGAGGGGCUGAGGCCAAGCAGAGGCCUUACUAUGCGGACUAUUCGCCUGUGCGCCUGACCAUUCACACACUGUGCACCAGCCACUACCUGGACCUCUUCAUCACCUUCAUCAUCUGCAUCAAUGUCUUCACAAUGAGCAUUGAGCACUACAAUCAGCCCCAGUAUUUAGAGGAGGUUCUGAAGUACUGUAACUACGUAUUUACCAUCAUCUUUGUCAUCGAGGCUCUGCUCAAACUUGUUGCCUUCGGGAUCCACAGGUUCUUCAAAGACAGGUGGAAUCAGCUGGAUAUAGCUAUAGUGGCAUUGUCCAUCAUGGGCAUCACUCUGGAGGAGUUAAAAAUGAAAGCAGCACUGCCAAUAAAUCCCACAAUCAUCAGAAUAAUGCGAGUACUCAGGAUAGCACGAGUGUUAAAACUUCUAAAGAUGGCAAAAGGAAUGAGAGCCCUUCUGGAUACCGUCAUGCAAGCACUGCCGCAGGUGGGAAAUCUUGGUCUCCUCUUCAUGCUGCUCUUCUUCAUCUACGCAGCACUGGGAGUGGAGCUCUUUGGCAAACUGGAAUGCAAUGACAACAACCCAUGUGAGGGUCUGAGUCGCCAUGCAACCUUUGAGAAUUUUGGGAUGGCCUUCCUUACACUGUUUCGAGUGUCUACUGGAGACAACUGGAAUGGGAUUAUGAAAGACACAUUAAGGGAAUGCCUGCCAAGUGAAAGACACUGUCUCACGUACCUGCCCUUGAUCUCUCCCAUUUACUUUGUCACCUUUGUGCUGAUGGCCCAGUUUGUUCUGGUCAAUGUGGUGGUGGCUGUGUUGAUGAAACAUCUCGAAGAGAGCAACAAGGAGGCGAAAGAAGACGCAGAGAUGGAUGCAGAGAUUGCGCUGGAAAUGGAAAUGGAGAGGCAGCGGAAACAAAGCACAACCUCUAGCAGCAGCUCUGUCGGAGGCACCUAUGUAGGACCAUGCCCACAUUCACCAGGACAGGAAGAAGAGGUGCAGUACAACAACCAGGACCUGCUGUCCACAAGGAAGAUAUCAGUGUCCAGGGUGCAUUCUCUGCCAAACGACAGCUAUAUGUUUCGACCCGUGCGUCCUGCCAGCGCCCCCUACCCUUUGGAGGAAGUAGACGGCAGCCCCAAACACCAGCAUUCAGUCUCAGUGAUGUCAGUCCACUCCCCGCCCUGUGAGAGCCACUCUCUGCUGCAGGUUCCGGAUGUUUCCCCCGUUCACCCCCAGUCACCUCCCACCCUCACUAUGCCCCGUAUCGCCCCACCAGCACCGAGCCCUUCACCACGGGCCCUGCACAGACAGGUGGCAGUUAAGCUGGAUUCUGUGGAGUCCCAGGGGUGUGAGCAACACGAGAGGCCCAGCUCUACUAGUCUGCCUCCUCUGUCUCCUCCUUUCUCCUCCUCACCCCUGCCCAGUAUCUCCUCCAUUCUACCCAGCUCGCCUACCGCCUCUCCUCUCCCUCCGAUCUCAUCCUCCCCCUCGCCCACCCCGAUAACGCUGCUCCUCCCUCCACCCCCCUCCCCUCGUCUGCCCUCCCGCUCCGGCAGCCUUCGCCGCCCCCGGCCGCCCUCCGCCGUCUCCCUCUCCGACCCCGCAGACGAGGAGGUGUAUCACAUCACCAGCUCGGUCCGUCAGAGGUGGCGAGACGUGGAGGGCGGGGACCAGGAGGCCAGGCGGAGAGCCGGACGCAGCCACUCCCUGUCCCCGUACGCCUCGCCGUGCUCUCUGGACUUCGGCUCCUUGCCUCCUCCUCCUCCUCCCCCUCUACCGACUUCCUCCACAAGGAGCACGCUCAGUCUGCUCGGAGGAGGAUCGAAGGACAUCAAGAAAGGCUUCAGCGUCGACAACCAGGGCUUCCUGGACAAACCGGCGUCGGCGUCUGCCGGUUACCCCGACGACCAGCGUCGGCACUCCAUAGAGGUUUGCCUCCCGCAGGCCGUCAUCGCCAGCGAUAGCCAGCAUUUUACACUGGAGACCCACCGGUCAGAGAGAGGGGGCCAGGCAUUUCCCACGAGGGUGCAGUCCGUCGGAAGCAACCACAGAAAGAAGAAAAUGAGCCCCCCCUGCAUAUCCAUCCACCCGCCCUCAGAGAAGGAGCACGCCCAGAUGGCCUCGCCGCCAAAGCUGGCGGACUGCAGCAUGAUGCUGAGGCGCAGGACGCCGUCCUGCGACGCCGCGCCAAACCCGUACGCCCAGGAUUCAUCUGCAGACGCUCAGAUCCGGACGCAGAUGCAGCCGCCGCUGACGCCGAUCCAAGCUCACUCGCCGACUCACGCCCAGACCAACUCGCAAACCUCCACCCCGACACACACAAAGGCACCGCAUGCCUCCAUGCCAACGACCCCAAACGUCCCCGUCAGCCCCAACAUCUUCGUCCAGCCGCGUUCUCCCUUUCUCCAAAGCACCAUGUCCUUCUCGCAGACGCACACGCACUCUCUCUCCCCCGCCGCGAGGCACUCCCCCCUCGCGGGGGACUACAUCCCCCUCCCCCAGUUCACCUUCGACCAGCCACAGUCCAGGUACAUGAGCGGCCUGUCGGCCGGGAUCUCGGAGCCCGAAACGGCCCCCUGCUCCUCCCCUUUCGACAGCAGACUGGGAAGCGGCGCGGGGUUCAGCGCCAAGAAUCGGAGGACUGCCCAGUAAACACACGAACCUGUCAUUCAGGAGGUAGAUGAUUUGGUCGGAAAUCACUAGCUGGAGAAGAGGCGCCUCAGCUGACGUCAGCAGUGGAGAGAAUUGAAAAAAUGAGGAUGAGUGGGACAUUAGCAUUUUUUGCUUUUGUUUUCAUUUGCAAGGAAAAUAUACUAAUCACUCUUUUCCAGAGGGACAAGCGUUAGUGACUCUUCCGAGGAUAAACAGACAAUGCAUCGAUUUUUCUAAACCUCGCUCGAAAGACAAAAGAUCAACCGAGGCUGUACUUUUCAACUAUAGUACUCACUGUACAUGGUGUGUCUGUUCAGGACUGACGCCAGUCGCACACCAGGACUAAAGCCACUUUACUCUGUAGCCAAAGUUUUUUUCACACACUGUCCUCACCCACGCAAGCCAAUCAGGAAGCAGCGUCUGGCUGAUCACCACUGACCUUUCCGGGAAGUGGUCUGUGAAAUGCGAACGUGGGGGAUCGUGGGAUAUGCAACUUCAGGUUUUCUACAGAAGUUCCGCUUGCCCCUCCUCUGUUCCUCGAUCACAUUGAUCAGAGCAGAGGCGUGUGUGUGUGUGUGCGCGCGCGUGUGUGUGUGCGUGCGUGUUUUCUUUGUGAGUUUUGUCAAAAUUUGUCGUUACGGAAGUCAGCCAUGUUAUUGUUAAGCUUGUAACGACAGCGAGGGGAGUGGGGCAGAUCUGUAGUUUGUUUCUUUGUGUAUCUGCGCAGUGUAAAUAAAGGAAAAUACUGUAUUUGGUGAGAUUAAAAAUAGUUCUAUCCAUAUGCACAUAUUUUUAUAGAGGUCUAAAAUGUUUUUGCACACAAAUUUGAACUUCGAGUUGCUUGUUUUUCCUCUGUUGUCCUCUUGUGAAUGUAUGUUUCUUUAGAAAAAAAAAACUAAACCAUCUGAGAGCGGGGAAGGAGAUCAACCUCCUCCUUAAACUGCAAGUUGAAUUUGAGGAGAGGAAUUUUAUUUUUCUAUUUUGGAAAAGAAACAGAGGAGGACUGCUGUGUGAUGUGUUUCUGUAGAUUUGUCUCUGACUUAUACGUACUUGGUGUCAAAAGAACAUUCUUGUGAAGUGGGCUCAAUUUUGCUGGACAAAUUGAUUUUCCUUAUCUUUUUCCCCACUAUUUUAGCUUUAAAUUUAAAUAUAUGAUAUAUUCAGAUUUAGCAGUAAGAGCUGGGAAUGUUUUAUGAUUACACCCCACUGAGUGGCAUUGGACAGCUAAGGAAUGUUUGACUGGCAAAAAAAAACACAAAAAGAUGUCCAAAAUGGUCCAAAAGAGUUGUUGUGCCAUCAAUUUUAUUGGAAAUUUUCAGCAGGAAGACACAUUGUUCUGUUUUUACACUUUUACAGAGUAGAUAAGGCAAAUUUAGUGCUGCUAUUCAUAGAGAAUAUAGAAGUCCAGGCUUGAAUCCUUCAUAUUGGAUGAUAUUCCAGUUUUCGUCUUCUGAUCUCACAUCUAUGUGAAUCGCGUUGAAUGUUUUUGCCACUCUGUGGGUGUGUCAGGAAAGAUCAGCAGAGCUAGUGCAAACCCAUUAGUUUUCAACUUAAAUAAAAGUGAGUUCUUGACCUUCUUGAAAUAUGAAGUUGAAGAAAUUCUACUUUUAUGUCUUCAUCUGUCCGGGCAAAUAAGAAAGAAAAUUGAAAAAUACGCUAAACUUCCGAAUAUGUAUUUGGACUGCUGGCUAAGUGUCAGCUCACAUUAUGAACAGAAUCCAUUCUUGGUCCAGAGAAAAAGCAUCACUGAGCCGCUCUUCCAAGUUUGUUUUCCAGCUGGAUCAGCUGUCACACCUGUGUUUCUGUACAUCUAAAGACAACCAAACUAACUUUUAAAUAUGUGUAGCCAGAGUGCAAUAAUAAUAUAUACUUGUGGAAAAUAUAGUGACAUCCACACACAUUCUUGUAUUCAUACAUACUGUAGAACUAUAUAUAAUAUAAAACCAUUUUUAUAUGAUAACACAUUGAGAAUAUUUCUAUUUCUAGUGUUUAUGCUACUGUAGGUACUUGUGCCCGAACUGUGGCUGUGGUGGAGUGGGUGGGUGUUGCUGGAAGCAGUGUUCGGUACUGUAGAUUUUUCCAAAAGCUCAGGCCCACCUGCUGAUGGUUUUAAUGUAAGCAGAAGAAGGACAUGCAUCUCCGCUGAGGACUCAAUAAGCCAUUGAUCAUUCCUCUUUUUUUUCUUUGUCCUCUCACCCGCUAUUUCACAUUCAACAGUGCAUCCUAUUCCUUUCACACAUCACAGUUGAGUUAAAUGGACCUUCCCUCAGAUGGAAUCAGACAACCCUUAAGGUGGGAACAACAGAUUGUGAAAAGCGCCUUCCUUCUAGUGGUUGAAUGCUUGCUUAUCAAGCCAUAGUUGUAUUCUGAAACAGCACAAUAUGUGUUUAAUUCUCUCUUUGUCCACAAUCCGGUUUGGCCCCCACUUACAACGAGUAUGCUUGGAAGCUUCUUCAAGUCAACUGAAAUUUCUUUAGGCGCUAGCAGGGACAGCAUCGUUUCUUGUUUUCUUUUUCUUUUGCGAUCGGCAUGAAACAUUCACAAAUCCUCAGUAAUCUGAGUGAAAACCAAAGUGCUUUGAUGCUGUACCAUGACUGAAAGCUUUGUCUUACAAUUUAUUGUCAAAUAUCCAAUUUCAGCUUUUCAUAACAGCCAAAGUCAGUUUGUGCAGGUCAGUAACAUUUGAAAUGAUACAAAAGCUCAAUUCUGAGUUUUUCUUUGAAUUUGUUAAAAAGCUACCUUUGAAUUUAGGUUUAAGAUAUCUAAAUUCACAACAAAAAGGGCCAUUUCAGUUUACUAAUGCUUGCAGAGACCAUUAUAAAUCAGCAAAUUAAAGGUUUAUUGCUCCCAUUUUUGGGUUCUCGGUAGUUUCCUCUCUCCCUCACCGUAUAGUAUGCAUGUUAAGGGCAGAAAACAGAACUGCGUGUCAGCCUCAGUUUUUGCAGGUGGCUCAAAACUUUUGUCUUUGCCCUAAAUCAGCACCUCCUGAUUGAUUCUUCCUCAGGCUGUGAAAUCAAAUGGAAGUGGAGAUACGGAGGCCUGAUAUAUGUUGGCAUCUUCGUAGAAAAUCACAGGUUGAAAGUGUUGUUGUAUAUUGUAUGAGCACUCUUCUUCCAGCUUUGUCACAGUCAAACAUAUCCGGUAUUGGGCUUGGAGAAGCAGCCCCUCCUUCCUGAACAUGGUAUAGUUUGUCAUCAACCCAUUUCCCUUAUUUGAUUUUUUUUUUCUCUUGUGGUACCAUAUGUGCAUCAACAUGUCAAUAUUGUACAACUGCUUCAUCCUGUUUCUUGUCCUCUUACUGCACAGAUUGUCAGCAGUGGGAGAUUUAAAGUAGUCUGGUGACAGCUUCUUUCUGUAACUGCAGACAUUGCUUAUUUAAAGCAUAUUGCCCUAUUAAUCAACACCAUUUGGUAGAGUGACUGCGUAAUUGUUCUUACGAUUUGCAGAUCUUUAGAUCUCAGUCUUUAAAUCCUGUUUUUGAAGAAACAGUUUUGAUUAUUGCAUGUUCUGAUUCAAGAAAAAAAAAACUUUUGGGAAAGAAUCAUCUGGAUGUUUUGGAGAUUUUGAUAUUUGCAUUUUCAGAUGUUUCCAUUUGUAGAUUGACUACCUAAUUGCACUGGGCUCUUAUUAAUUGGUAUCUGAUGAAAUACUGAUUAAAUGACCUUAUUCUUUACUGUCCAAUGCAAUACUGGGUGGUUAUUCACGGUAUGAGGACCAUUCUCCUCUUUAUACGGUUUUAUAGAGAGAAAUGGAAACUAAGUCGGUUCUGUUUUGUUUAGAACCAGUUUUGUCGAAGUAAACGAGGUGAACAUUUUUUUCACUUUUCCGUAUAAUAAUUUGAGCCUAGUGGAACUCUGAUAAUGGUUAAAAUAAUUAUCUGAUGUAUAUUUUAUGUAGGAGUAGCCUCCAGCCUAAAGCUCUGUGAAGAACCGACCAGAUUAUUAAUAAGUUGCAUUUUCUGGGUUGACAAAGAGCUGUUCAUCAUGCUUUUAAACGCAAGACCCAGAAGGUUUUAACACUGACAAACAUUUAUAUGAAUGAAAAAGAAGCUUUCUGUCUUUCUUUUUCUCUCUUUCUUUCUUUCUUUCUUUCUUUCUUGCUGGCUUUCUUGCUGUCUUUCUGUCUCUCUUUCUUUCCGUCUAUCUUUCUUUCAACCCUUCUGUGAUUGGUCCGCCCACCCACCCCCCGAGGCCUUACAAAGAGGGGAGAAGGUGCACAUGUUCUGUCUGUCAGAGGAGAGCCAGUGUGUCUGCAAUAAGUCCUCCAUGGCGUGUUGUACCCUCAUAUCAGAGGGAAAAGGGAGGGGAUGGGUGGUGUUCAAAGCUUCAACACACGGGCAGAUGCGAUCUAUUGUACAAUUGCUGAUUAUUACGGUGUGUGAUGACCAACCUUUGUCCUGAAGGAUGUUUCCCUGUCAAUUAAAGAAUACAAGGGUUUUCCUUUUUUUUAUUCCCAACGCAGUCUGCUUAGCCUCUUGUGUUGA
This is a messenger RNA of Menidia menidia (Atlantic silverside), 11737 nucleotides long. Lineage: Eukaryota; Metazoa; Chordata; Actinopteri; Atheriniformes; Atherinopsidae. The record is from the annotation of a GenBank genome assembly.